Rotaria sp. Silwood2 is the source of this 677-nucleotide messenger RNA. Lineage: Eukaryota; Metazoa; Rotifera; Eurotatoria; Philodinida; Philodinidae. The record is from the annotation of a GenBank genome assembly.
GCUUCUAUUAAAAAAAUGAAUUUGUUCUAGGCAACCUGUGGAACAGGAGUUCGAACAAAAAUACCGACAUCGGGUUCACCGUUCAUUUUUCUUUUUUGUGAAGCACAUCUCUAAGCCUAUAACUUUCUUACUAUAUAAGCUAGCAGGGUCAAUCAAAAGCCAUUUUGUAGAGCGUGUUUUGCUGCAUCUUUUCUUUAUAGAGACAAAUGUUCAACCACGUGUUAUGCUAAAGAAAAAUUUAAUAUUCAAAUCGAGUCAGGACUUCUGGGCCACCCUUUAUAUAUAAGUGUGUUGAAAUCUACUGUAGAUAUACUAAAUAUGUACAACAGGCUUAUUUAUCACCUAAAUCAAUGGUUUGAACAAUAAUAAUAUUAAAUUGAGAAAAACGGAAUACGGAGAUGUCCACUUUUAAGCUCUAGCAGAACUGCGCUGAUUAACUUUUUAACAAAACUCUUUAUUCUAUAUUUACUAAGAAAGAUCAAUCAAAAGAAAAUUUUGUUAAACUUGACUUUUUUUUUCAGGAACUUCUAGUUUAUCACAUAUUAAUUAAUAAAGAUUAUUUUAAUCAAAUUGAAAAACAAUUAUCAAAUUCUGAUUCUCAAGUUUCAUCUAUACCUCCUGGUAUUCAAUUAUAUCGACCAUCAUCAUCAACAGUAAUAACUAUUUCUGAACCAUAA